This is a messenger RNA of Oncorhynchus nerka (sockeye salmon), 5743 nucleotides long. RefSeq names its product FYVE, RhoGEF and PH domain-containing protein 6-like. The transcript is spliced from 20 exons. Gene Ontology annotation, cellular component: cytoplasm. The coding region runs from base 1 to 3882 and encodes 1293 amino acids. Lineage: Eukaryota; Metazoa; Chordata; Actinopteri; Salmoniformes; Salmonidae. Gene Ontology annotation, molecular function: guanyl-nucleotide exchange factor activity; metal ion binding. The record is from RefSeq and is a predicted model, not a curated record.
AUGGAGUAUAAUCUCUGUGCUGCUCUUGGUUAUACCAUAGAAGAAGACAAGCUGUGGAAAGCUGUGGUGCUUUUUGAUAUACCACAAAAGAAGACAAGCUGUGGUCGUCUGGGACAUACCACAGAAGAAGACAAGCUGUGGUGCUCUGGGAUAUACCACAGAAGAAGACAAGCUGUGGUGCUCUUUGAUACACCACAGAAGAAGACAAGCUGUGGUGUUCUGGGACAUACCACAGAAGAAGACAAGCUGUGGUGUUCUGGGACAUACCACAGAAGAAGACAAGCUGUGGUGUUCUGGGACAUACCACAGAAGAAGACAAGCUGUGGUGUUCUGGGACAUACCACAGAAGAAGACAAGCUGUGGUGUUCUGGGACAUACCACAGAAGAAGACAAGCUGUGGUGUUCUGGGACAUACCACAGAAGAAGACAAGCUGUGGUGUUCUGGGACAUACCACAGAAGAAGACAAGCUGUGGUGUUCUGGGACAUACCACAGAAGAAGACAAGCUGUGGUCGUCUGGGACAUACCACAGAAGAAGACAAGCUGUGGUGUUCUGGGAUAUACCACAGAAGAAGACAAGCUGUGGUGUUCUGGGACAUACCACAGAAGAAGACAAGCUGUGGUGUUCUGGGACAUACCACAGAAGAAGACAAGCUGUGGUGUUCUGGGACAUACCACAGAAGAAGACAAGCUGUGGUGUUCUGGGACAUACCACAGAAGAAGACAAGCUGUGGUGUUCUGGGAUAUACCACAGAAGAAGACAAGCUGUGGUGCUCUGGGACAUACCACAGAAGAAGACAAGCUGUGGUGCUCUGGGACAUACCACAGAAGAAGACAAACUGUGGUGCUCUGUGACAUACCACAGAAGAAGAAGAUAAAAUGCCUCUUUACUGUUGAGAUGGAGCAGGGCGCUGCCCAAGUGGACAAGGAAGAGGAGGAGGAAGGGAGGAAUGAAGAGGAGGAGAUCCAUGAUAAGAUUAGUUGUCAUCCUCUCGCAACCAGUCUUUCCAAACAGCUGGAGCUCAGCUCCAACUGCCACUUUCCCCUCACCUUAAUAACCACUGGGAGUUACAAAGAAAACGAGAGUGCUCAAAACAAGAUGGCCGGCUUCCCCAAGAAACUGCAGAGAUGCAGCUCCCCAGAAGCGUGGGUACUGAAGAAUGAACUGUCAGAAGAGAGAGAAGUGGGGGAACGAAAGACUUCCGAUAGUGACGAUGAUGGAGGUGCCCUCACCAAGGCCACGAAAGCUAUGAGAAAGCUCCCUGCAACCCCAGGAGAGGAUAAACCAAAAAGGAACAGAAUCUUUCAGACGCUGGUGUCUCCUGUAUCCCGUAAGAGGAGCACAGACAACACACAGACAAAGGGCAGCCUGCCAACAGAUGAAACGCUGUCACCGUCCAGGCCGUCUCGCUCCCGCCGGGGGAAACAGAAGGCCAAGUCCUUCUCCUCUGCCGACCUGACCCCCUCUGAGGGACAGAAAUGGAACUCUUUUCGGAGGCUUCUCGAUCUGAAACUCUCUGUCAAGAGGCUGCCCAAGCUGCUAGCCAAGGGAGGCCAGUCUCUAGACACCACUGCAGCUGAGGCAGAACAAUAUGCGGAUGAUGUAUUCCAAGACCGUGGCGUCUGUUUCCAGGAACGCCUGGGCAUUCGGGUGGGGGAUGCCCGCAAGUUCUCCUGUCCCCAGCUGGGGGUGAUUGGGGUUGGGGUUGGGGCGGAGCAGAGCGUGGACGGGGAUGAGAUCCACUACCCCGGAGCGGAGCAGGCUGUGGAGUAUGAAAAUGUUCCCUAUUACGAGGCCAUACCUGAGUAUUUUAUCCAGCCUGUUGGACUGGGAUUACGGGGGAGUGAGCUGGGGGUGGGUACACCACCGGACCAGUCGGAGUGCCACAAUCACCUGUAUGAUGAUGCCGAUAUCUAUGAGGAACAGGAGCCGUACCAUCCCCUGAAGAGACACAGUGAACACAGCAGCACUGAGGAAUUCUUCUAUGAGGAACAGGAGCCGUACCAUCCCCUGAAGAGACGCAGUGAACAACAACUGAACCAGCACAGCAGCACUGAGAGGAGUUCUAUAGAUGAGGAUGUUGGCCCGCUAGAUGAAGGUCAGUCGGAUGAAGACGUCAUGGUUCAGAGUUCAGAUGAAGAGGAUGAUGAGAGUUCCUCCUCUAGCAAAGGAGAACCUGAGAAGCCUGAGGAGAGGGAGGCUGGCAGUGGUGCCAAGCGGAACAAGAUAGUCCACAUCGCCAGAGAGAUCAUGAGCUCCGAGAAUGUAUUUGUCAACGUCCUGAAGCUUCUCCAUAUCGAUUUCCGUGACGCGGUGGCGAAGGCUUCUCGUCCGAGUGGGAAGCCUAUUAUAGAGGAGGCUAUUCUGAACCAGAUCCUGUACUAUCUGCCUCAGCUCUACGAACUGAACCAGGACCUGCUCAGAGAGCUGGAGGACAGGGUUGCCCAGUGGGAUGAACAUGGUCGUCUAGCUGACAUCUUUGUGAAGAAAGGGCCUUAUCUGAAGAUGUAUUCCACAUACAUCAGAGAGUUUGACAAGAAUGUGGCCCUACUAGACGAGCAUAGCAGGAAGAAUCCAGCCUUCGCUGCAGUGGUGCGGGAAUUUGAGGCUGGUCCUCGCUGUGCCAGUCUGGCUCUGAGGCAUUACCUGCUGAAGCCUGUUCAGAGGAUCCCUCAGUAUCAGAUGCUGCUCACAGACUACCUGAAGAACCUGUCUCCAGACUCGGCAGAUUACAAAGACACACAAGCUGCUCUGGGCAUCGUGAAGGAGGUGGCCAACCAUGCCAAUGACAUCAUGAAACAGGGGGAUAACUUCCAGAAGCUGAUUCAGGUUCAGUGCCGUCUGAAUGGACACCAUGAGAUCGUCCUGCCUGGGAGGGUGUUCCUGAAAGAGGGUGUUCUGAUGAAGCUCUCCAGGAAGGUCAUGCAGCCCAGGAUGUUCUUCCUGUUCAACGACACGUUGCUGUACACCACACCAGUUCAAUCUGGCCAGUUCAAACUCAACAACAUGCUGUCUCUGACUGGGAUGAAGGUCAGCAAGCCCAGCCAAGAGGCCUUUCAGAAUGAGCUGACCAUUGAGAGUGUGGAACGUUCCUUCAUACUCUCUGGCAGUUCUGCGGUUGAGAGAGAUGAUUGGCUGGAGGCCAUCUCCACAGCGAUCAAUGACUACACCAGGAAGAAGAUUUCCUUCAUCUCCAGCAAGACUCUGGAGGAGACUGGGUCUGAGGACAGUGGCAGUGGGGCCCCUUUGGGUUCUAAGGCCCCUAUCUGGAUCCCAGACCCAAGGGCCACCAUGUGUAUGGUCUGUACCUGUGAGUUCACCCUCACCUGGAGACGACACCACUGCCGAGCCUGUGGAAAGGUGGUGUGCCAGUCCUGCUCCUCCAACAAACACUGUCUGGAGUAUCUGAAGAACCAGCUGGCCAGAGUGUGUGAUCAGUGCUUUAUUGUACUACAGCAGAGAAGUGAAAAGGACCUGUCUGCAACUCUCUCCCCUGGUGGAAAAUCCUCCUUUGCUUUCGCCAGGAAAACGAAGAAGAUCCCUGCUGCCCUCAAGGAGGUGUCAGCGAACACAGACAACUCGUCUAUGAGUGGUUACCUGCAGAGGUCAAAGGGCAUUAAGAAGCAGGGGAAGAGGCUUUGGUUCGUCAUCAAGAACAAAGUCCUGUAUACGUACGCUGCCAGUGAGGACGUGGCAGCGUUAGAGAGCCAGCCAUUGCUGGGCUUCAUGUUGAAAGAGGAGGAAGAAGGGGCAGGACCGCCAGUUCAGAAGCAACAGUUCAAGCUCUAUCACAAAAACACGCUGCAUUACAUUUUCAAGGCAGACGACAGCCAAACUGCCCAACGGUGGAUAGAUGCGUUCAAGGAAGCUAUGGUGCUCUAACCAUCAUUCUCUGACCAUCAGGAAGCUAUGGUGCUCUAACCAUCAUUCUCUGACCAUCAGGAAGCUAUGGUGCUCUAACCAUCAUUCUCUGACCAUCAGGAAGCCAUGGUGCUCUAACCAUCAUUCUCUGACCAUCAGGAAGCCAUGGUGCUCUAACCAUCAUUCUCUGACCAUCAGGAAGCCAUGGUGCUCUAACCAUCAUUCUCUGACCAUCAGGAAGCCAUGGUGCUCUAACCAUCAUUCUCUGUACCUGCAGUCGAUGAACUGUACCUAAAGCAGUGACGUUACGAAGGUGUGACCGUGUCACUGUAUGAUGAUGUGAAUUUUGUAAUUGUAUUGUAAUACAAUUAAUUAUGUCUCUACUGAAAACCAAUAAGAGCACAGUGGAGUCAUUAAUUGCUGAUGCAAGCAUAAUACCUAUAUCCCCAAAUGAAGGAUUUCUAAGCAAAAAUGAAAUAAACAUUUUUAUUGUUGAUAUGAAGCAGAUUUUUGGGUGGGAUUAUGGCUCAUAGAACACAGGUGGGUCGUUCCAUCAAUUAGGUGCCUUUUUGAGCAGUCUAACGGGGUGAAACAAAACGUUUGAUUUCACCUCAUUUUAACAUUUUAUCAUGAAGAGCACAUGUUCAACUUCAUAAAAAUAAAAAAAAUCCAUCUCGAGGUUGAAUAAAAAAAUAUACUAUAGUAUAAGUGCAAAAUAAAGUAACAGGGUUGGCGAUUUCAUCUUUAAACAGUCAUAAAUCCCCUUGUGACAGGAGGAUUGGAAGUUUGUUGUGUGCCACAGGGAUGAGCAAUUGAAAGUAAACUUCAUAUUUUUGUUUUAUUUUAUUGUUAAAACAUUUCUAGCCUGUCCAUCUAUGUGUCACAGGGUUGACAUGUUAUGUUUGACCCACUCACUUUUCCACUUAAAAACCCCAGAAAAUGGCCAAGAUUAGUAGAACCAGCUUACCUGCUUAUACAUAUGCUUAUGCUUAUUUUUUAAAUGAAUAGUUUCACCAUAAUAAAAUGAGAGUUCAGCUCACAUAACAGGGUUGACAAAAUGAGGGACAGACGUAAAUUAAUCACUAAUCACAUUAAAAUAAAUACAUUUUCAGAAAUUACUUUGUCAAAGUAACAAAAUAACUAGAGCUUGACAAUGAUGGUGAAAUCUUGGAUAAAUGCUGGGAUUAAAGUGUGUUAAAAUCUUCAUAGUUGGUCCACGGAGGGAUGUCAAAAUUCAGCAUUUUUGCACUUUAGCAAGUGUUUUAUUAAAUGACCCAUGUGCUAUAUAUAUAAAGGGCACUUCAAUUUUUAUUUUUAUUUAACUAAGCAAGGCACUUAAGAACAAAUUCUUAUUUACAAUGAUGGCCUACCCUGGCCAAACCCUAGCUGGGACAAUGCUGGGACAAUUGUGUGCCGCCCUAUGGGACUCCAAAUCACUUCUGGUUGUGCUACAGCUUGGAAUCGAACCAGGGUCUGUUGUGACGCCUCUAGCACUGAGAUGCAGUGCCUUAGACCGCUGCGCCACUCGGGAGCCCAAAUUAAUAUAACAGGCUUUUAAAAUGCAAUAUUUGGCCGCAAUUUCUACUUAAAAUGUCAGAGACGCAAAAGGCACUUAUUUCGUGGAACAACCCAGGUGCUAAAGUCAUUAUACAUGGUUGAAGACCAUAUUUGGCCGUAUUUUACCAAUUCAAAUGUCGUCAGCCCUGGAGGCUUGCACAUCAGAGCUGUAGAGUUUUGUUACCGACAUGUCAUUGUGUCAUUACUGGUGACAUCUGCAUUUUUUAGUAUUUACCGUUAAGGUUGAUUGAAUAUCUUAUUUUAAUGUGUUAUGCAGAACAGUCAAAUAAAUGUGUGGUUUUAUCACAGGACUUGUUCUAUGGAA